This is a messenger RNA of Rosa rugosa (rugosa rose), 974 nucleotides long. RefSeq names its product NDR1/HIN1-like protein 3. Lineage: Eukaryota; Viridiplantae; Streptophyta; Magnoliopsida; Rosales; Rosaceae. The record is from RefSeq and is a predicted model, not a curated record. The transcript is spliced from 2 exons. The coding region runs from base 52 to 678 and encodes 208 amino acids. Gene Ontology annotation, biological process: defense response to other organism.
UAUAUAUAAACCCUUCAAUUCUGUUGAAUUCGUUCGUCUCAUUUUUGAAUCAUGGCUCCAAGUAAUACUAUCUCCAUGGCUCAACUCUGUUGUUGCAUUCUCAAACCCAUUCCUGGAGGGUUUUCAUGGCGAAAACUUCCUGGAUGGUUGAAAUGGUUGGCCUUGUGCCGCUGCAUAAUCUGCCACAUCAUUUUCUGUUGUGACAACAAAAGCGGUACCAAUCUUCACUACCACCUCGUCCUCAACAUCACCAUCAGAAACCCCAAUAGAAGGGUCGGCAUUGACUACCGUAGCAUGACAGUGUCUGCUAGCUACAGAAAGAAGAAGUUUGGCCUCGUCAAUUUGAUGGAUUCAGUACCAUUUUACCAAGGCCACAAGAACACAACUUUUUUGCAUCAUCUGGUGCUUCAAGGGCAGCAGCAGUUGGUGAAAUUCGGGAAGCGUGACAUCUCCCAGUUUGACAAGGAGACUGCUGCUGGUGUGUAUAGUAUUACUGUGCAGCUUACUUUUCGGGUCAAGAUCAGGUAUGGAAAGUUUAAGGCCAACUUUUUUAAACCAGAAACCUACGAUGACCAGCAGAUCAACUGCGAGCUGAAACUUCCUAUAAGUAUUACUAAUGAGACAUCUGGGGGUGGUUUCAAGGCUACAAAGUGCGGCGAUGUUGGUAUAUUUUCUUAAGGCUGAUGCUACCACAGAAUCAAUAUAUGAAUAAGUUAUAGAUUUUCUCAAACAACUUGUAUUACUACAAUUAUUGCAGAAUAAGCUCCAUUACUGAAUGACCUGAAUUCUGAAGAAGUAUACCAAACAGAGAAUCUGUCUUCUCUGUUUCGGCACUACUAGUAAAAUACUAAAAUGGGCAAUAGCCACCCCAUUUUGGACACCCUUAAUUCUCAUGAAACACUGUCAUUUGCAAUAACCAUAUUCAGUUAUCGCUUGUUUCAUAACUUAAUUUAUAAAGCGGCAGUGGCUUUGGA